This is a messenger RNA of Ectocarpus sp. CCAP 1310/34, 1905 nucleotides long. NCBI's taxonomy places the organism in Eukaryota, Phaeophyceae, Ectocarpales, Ectocarpaceae. The record is from the annotation of a GenBank genome assembly.
AUGGAAUUCGAAUCGUUUCUCGGCAAGGAGAGCCUUGCAGCGCUUGGGAGAAUGGGCUUCGGCAAGAGGGAGGCUCGACUAGGCCCACAUCGCUAUCAUGGUGUCGCCGCGCGAACAAGACUUUCCGUCGCGGGCAAGGUGAACGAUCUGGCAGAGAUUACCCGCGAGAUCGACAGCUUCACUUCGGCUGGAAAACGCAUUCCUGUCGCAGUCUGGGAAAAGUACGACCGGAUCAACAAACGCCACAAGAAGCACGACGAUAUGAUGGCCAUCGCUGCCGAGGCGCGGAUAAAAAUCAAACGGAGAACAAGAAAAAGGGAAGAACAAGGACAAGCGGCGGGGCAAGGAUGCACAGCUGACAGUAAAAAAAAUCUCGACGGGUCUGACCAAAAAGAAGGAAUCGCUUUCAGCACCGACAAGAGCAGCACCGGCAUCAGGAGGCACCACCCUCUUUCAAACAACCCCUCGUCGUCUUCAUCGUUCACAGCAGACAGCACAGAGCUCUCGUUGGAACGAAUGCCAAAACAACGCACAGCCCCCAGUCCGUUUCAAGGCGGCGGACGUUGCACCUUCGGCAGUGGCAGAGGAGAAGAAGGAGGAGAUGCCCUAGAAACGUUGGCGAGGCGUGAGGCACACGCAUCGACGGCUAAAUCGAGAGCCGGACCUUCCUCGUCUUCGUGGGGACCCCAAGAGCGAGACAAACUGAACGAAAUUUGUGAGUCCGAUUGCAGCAAUCAGCGGUUGUCGUUUCCGAAUACCAGCAGUUGUUCAUACUGCUGCACCUCAUCGCGCCUUUGUGCGGUGGUACAGGAGCCAAACGAGCGAGAGCACUGGCUCAAACUCAACGCUAAGCGAGGUUUCUUUCCACAGCCCCAGCAGAAGGCGAACGCCGCCGCCGGUAGCACACGUAACGACACAAGCCGCGUCGUUAUGCCAGCGGCUACUACGGAGCCCCGCCAGCCUCUCGACUUUUCCAGCUUGGCAUCGGAGCCCCAACACCCGGCAGCGACCAAUGGUCUCCAGAAAUGGCUUCCUGCGGGCUCGGAAGAAGAGCCGCUCUUCCGCCGUUCCGGCGGGGGUGGGAGCGCGCCCCCUUGUGGUGGACGGUUAGUGUCUGCCGCAGCCGCAGCCUACACCACCGAGGCCAAGAGAACUGCUUUCCUUGAAUCCUCUCCCUCCCGUCGGCUGCACGCAAGCCUACGGGCAAGCGGUACGCCGGUAUCUCCUUUCCACGACCCGGUUCGUCCGAAUUCUCCCGCGUGGGGGUUCGGGGAAGCGCCGCCGGUCUCCCCGCGCUCCUCUCGCCCGGGCUCGCGCGGCAGCGGCAGAAGCGGUGGUGGUGGCGGCGGCGGAAGCCGAGGGAGUGGUGGAGGAUCUCGGGGUGUUUCGAGGGGGGCGCAGCGGGGUUUGGAUGAUAAUGCCCACGCCGAAGGCGUCGACGACGGCGGCGGACACGAAGAAACGGAGCUGCUCGACUACACCUCUUUGGGCGUGCAGACCAUCUCGAGCAGGGCGACGUCGCCGGCGUUUGGGUUCGCGAGGGACGGCCUCGGGUCUGAGAACUUGUCCAUGUUCCAGGCGGACAAGAGACCGGAACCGGGGCCUGGAAGCUUCUGUCCAAACCUCUCGUCCACGAGCACCCACCCGGGGGUGCGUUGUGGGGUCUUGAUGGGAGGGCGCUUAGGGUCUCGAGGGGGCGGCGGCGGCGACGAGGGCGGCGGCAAAGGCUGCCACGGAGGCACAGGAGGUGGUUCGCCAGGGGGGGUCGGGGGAAGUUCGACCCGACCGAGUCCAGGACCGGGGCAGUACAUGGUGUGGGACGCCAUCGGGAGGCAGAUCUUGUCAACGAGGCCCUCUUCGCCCGUUGUAACGUUUGCCUCAGGAGACUGGGACUUGCGUCAAUGA